This is a messenger RNA of Hibiscus syriacus, 2096 nucleotides long. RefSeq names its product exocyst complex component EXO70A1-like. Lineage: Eukaryota; Viridiplantae; Streptophyta; Magnoliopsida; Malvales; Malvaceae. Bases 73 to 1992 code for a protein of 639 amino acids. The record is from RefSeq and is a predicted model, not a curated record. The transcript is spliced from 11 exons. Gene Ontology annotation, molecular function: phosphatidylinositol-4,5-bisphosphate binding. Gene Ontology annotation, biological process: exocytosis. Gene Ontology annotation, cellular component: exocyst.
AAAGCUUUCGUCUGAAAUCAAAUCACUCCCCACCAGAAAAAAAAGAAAGAUCGUCGGCCAUCGUGAAAGGAAAUGGGGGUGCCGCAGGCAAUGGAUGCAUUGCGGGGGAAAGCAGCGCUGGUAAGAGAGUCGUUGCAGAAGAGCCAAACCAUAACCGAAAGCAUGGUCUCCAUUCUCGGUUCUUUCGAUCACCGUCUCUCCUCUCUUGAGACCGCCAUGCGCCCAACUCAGAUACGAACGCAUUCGAUCAGGAGAGCGCAUGACAAUAUUGAUAAGACAUUGAAAGCAGCUGAAGCUAUUUUGACGCGAUUUGAUCUCACGCGCAAGGCAGAGGCAAAGAUUCUGAGAGGCCCACACGAGGAUCUUCAGAGCUAUCUUGAAGCAAUUGAUCAGCUGAGAAGCAACAUUCAGUAUUUCACUAACCACAAAAGUUUUAAAAGUACAGCCGGUGUACUUACCCAUGCCAAUAAUUUGCUGACAAAAGCUAUCUCUAAAUUAGAAGAUGAGUUUAGAAAUCUAUUAACAAACUACAGCAAGGCGGUGGAACCUGAAUGCCUUUUCGAUGGCCUGCCAGAUUCGUUGCGACCGUCAGCAUCACUUGCAAAGCGAGGUGAUAACAAGAAAGAUUCUGACAACCAAAAGAACUUAGAAAAUGCUGUUUACACACCUCCUACUCUUAUACCUCCCAGGGUUCUACCUUUGCUGCGUAAUUUAUCCCAACAAAUGGUUCAAGCCGGCCACCAGCAACAGUUGUUCAGGAUUUACAGGGAUACUCGUGCUUCAGUCUUGGAACAGAGCCUGAGGAAAUUGGGUGUAGAGAGACUUAGUAAAGAUGAUGUCCAGAAAAUGCAGUGGGAGGUUUUAGAGGCUAAGAUUGGGAAUUGGAUACAUUACAUGCGUAUUGCUGUCAAACUGCUCUUUGCUGGGGAAAAAAAACUCUGUGAUCAAAUACUUGAGGGCAUUGAUUCUUUUCGGGAUCAAUGUUUUGCUGAAAUCACUGCAAACAGUGUAUCUGUACUCCUUAGUUUUGGAGAGGCUAUUGCCAAAAGCAAGAGAUCACCUGAAAAGUUAUUUGUUCUUCUGGAUAUGUAUGAGAUAAUGAGAGAACUACAGUCAGAGAUUGAUAAUCUCUUUGGAAGUAAAUGUUGCGCUGAAAUGCGGGAAUCUGCUCAAACUUUGACAAAGCGGCUAGCUCAGACAGCACAAGAGACCUUUGGCGAUUUUGAGGAAGCAGUAGCGAAAGAUGCAACAAAAACUGCAGUUCUUGAUGGAACUGUCCAUCCUUUGACUAGCUAUGUGAUAAAUUACGUGAAGUUUCUAUUCGAUUACAAAACAACACUGGAGCAACUUUUUCAGGAGUUUGAGGGGGGUGAUCCUGAAGGUCAGUUGAAGAUUUUAACUAAAAGGAUUAUGGAAGCCCUACAGAAUAACCUUGAUGGGAAAUCCAAGCAGUACAAGGACCCUGCAUUGACACAACUAUUUCUUAUGAACAACAUGCACUACAUAGUGAGAUCUGUGCGAAGGUCAGAAGCCAAGGAUUUGUUGGGAGAUGAUUGGGUUCAAAUUCACCGACGGAUAGUUCAGCAGCAUGCAAAUCAGUAUAAAAGGAUUUCUUGGGCAAAGGUCAUUCAAUGUGUCACCAUUCAAGGGGUUGCUCCUCCAGGUGGUGCUGGAAUACUGGGAGGCGACUCUGGCAGUGGAAUUUCAAAAGCAAUGGUGAAAGACAGGUUUAAGAAUUUCAACGUCCAGUUUGAGGAUCUUCAUAUGAGGCAGUGUCAAUGGAAUGUUCCAGACAGUGAAUUGCGCGAAUCGUUGAGGCUAGCUGUUGCCGAAGUACUCUUGCCGGCCUAUAGAUCUUUCCACAAACGUUUCGGGCCCAUGGUUGACAACACGAAGGGCCCUAAUAAGUACAUUAAAUACAAGCCCGAGGACCUUGAACGAAUGCUUGGUGAGUUCUUUGAAGGUAAGACAUGCGCCGAACAAAAGCGAUAAAAAAAUGUUGGUGAGAAUCUGUUGAGAAGUUUAGAUACUGAUGAAAUGCAGCAGCUUUCAACUAAUCAUUGUACAAUGAUGAGGUAAAAAUAACAGGGUAAUGA